GCUUGUUAGCUUCAGGCUGUUGAAUUAAGACAGAGGCGGCAGUUGGUCUCCGCUUCCGGCACAAACCAGUGAAACGUGCGAGUUGGUGUUUUUGUUUUUGAGUGUUUUAUCGGAGGAAGUGUUGGUCUGUCUGUCACACAAACAAACAAACAAACAACAAACUCUUUACUUUUAGUUUGUUGGCGCCGAAGCCGCAGCGAUGUGUGGAGAAUGAGAGGAGGUGGAGGUGGAGGUGGUGUCGGUGCAGAGCCGCGAUUCUUUACGUUUGAUCGGCUCCCGUGAAGACCGAGGACGGUUUUCUCCACCGGCAGAGAUAAAGAAGUGAAGCAGCUUCUCAGCAGAUAGCAGAGUGCAAGAUGGGGUCUUUCCGGCGUCCCAGGCCUCGGUUUAUGAGCUCUCCGGUUCUGUCGGACCUCGCUCGGUUCCACGCCAGCUCACCUGCUCUACAGAUCUCCAACACCAGCGUGUGGAACAGCGUCCAAUCAGCUGUGAUCAAGGUGUUCCAGGGCGGAGCUCUGCAGUCUAAUGAGCUGUACACGCUUAACGAGAGCAUCAGGUGGCUUCUUAAAACGGAGAUGGGCUCCUUCAUCACCGACUACUUCCAGAAUCAGCUGCUGACUCGAGGUCUGUCUGAAGUCCUGGAUCAGAUCCUCCUCCACUCUGGUGAGACUGGUGACGACCAGCUCGUCGUCCUCGCAGACAUGUGGGACCGGUUCUUCACAGAGACCCUCCCCACCCUGCAGGCCAUCUUCUACCCCGUCCAGGGUCAGGAGCUGACAGUGAGGCAGAUGGCUCUCCUGGCCUUCAGAGACCUGGUGCUGUUGAAGCUCCACCUGGAGGAAACUCUGGGAGCUGCUGCCUCCGUCCCCCCACCUGUCACACAGAUGCUGCUGGUGCUGCAGGGUAUCCAUGAGUCCAGUGGUCCCAGUUUGGAGUAUUACCAUUUGGAGCGUCUGGUGGAGAUCGUCGUGUCUCCGUAUCUGAGCAACGUCCUGCACAACAGAAACCAGCUGCUGUUAGAGCCCCGUCACCUCCGGUCGUCGGGGUCGUUGCUAAGCGACCAGCCAGAGAUCACCAUCACUCAGCAUCACAGCUCCUCGGACUCGUCGUCUCUGGCUCCCCUGGUGGAGCAGGAGGGCGAGGCCUACCUGGAGAAGGUGGGAGGUGUGCGGCGCCACACGGUGGCCAACGCGCACUCGGACGUGCGGCUGCUGUCGGCGUCGGGCAGGUUGCACACCGCGACGGAGAAGGAGAACGGGGUGAGAGGCGGCGAGGGCAGAGUGGGGUUUCUGGUCGGGGACGGGCCGAUGAGUCCCAGGCCCUUCUCCAGCCAACCGGACAUGGUGGAGCCUCCGAGCGGAGGAGUGAUCUGCCUCACUAACAGCUAGCUGGACUGGACUAAUGAGACAAUGGACACGUGAGAAAAAUGAGAAUACAGGAUCAGAACCUGACAUGAUGAUAAAGUACAGGAUGACGGAGAAAUGAUGAGACGUAGAGGAAAUAUAAGACGAGACGGGACAAGAAGACAAGAUGGAGACAGGAAACAGGACAGGAAACAGGAAGCCACAGGAGCGGACAGAGGACGGCGUUAACAGACUGUAAACCACUGCUGCAGACUCAUCACUUUUGGUGAAAUUUGCUGUUUUGAAUUUAAAACAUGUCUUUAAUUGAACAGAUAAAAAUGGAUUUGGUCUGGCUGUGAUAACUAACGUUCAGGAAGAGAGAGACGGGUGAGGCGGAGUCGUCACCUUUUUCUCCCUUCACUUUUUACAGUUUGCAGCUUUGGGAAUUAAAAAGACAGGAAACCACGACAAGAAACAGGACAGAGGACUCAUCCUGUCCCAGCAGCAGCAGGAGGAGAAACACUGACUCUGGUUUUUAUUAAAGAGCAGCAGAACUGAUCCAGGAUCAGACUCUGUCUUCAGGACUGUUCUUACCCUGUGGACAGAACCAGGCUGCAGGUCCUGGAUCCAUAUGUAUCUGGAUCCUGCAGGUCCAUAUGUAAAUAUGUUUCUGUCUUUUAGUUUGUUACUGAAUAAAAAGAUGAUUAAUGAAACAAAUG
Lates calcarifer (barramundi perch) is the source of this 2062-nucleotide messenger RNA. RefSeq names its product proline-rich protein 5-like. The transcript is spliced from 9 exons. The coding region runs from base 357 to 1388 and encodes 343 amino acids. Lineage: Eukaryota; Metazoa; Chordata; Actinopteri; Centropomidae. Gene Ontology annotation, cellular component: TORC2 complex. Gene Ontology annotation, biological process: TORC2 signaling. The record is from RefSeq and is a predicted model, not a curated record.